AUUUCCCAUUAUUAGUUAUUAAUCUUUAGAUAAAAUAAACAUUAAAUUUCUUGAUUUUUUUCUUCUUAAACCCUAAAUUUCAAUGAGUCCCACAAAAUUCUUUACCUCUCUUUUCACUCUAACAACAAUAUCACUCGUACUCAUGCUCUCUAGCAAACCAUGCUUAGCUCAACUAUCUCCAUCGUUUUACAAUAGUACAUGUCCUAAUGCACUAAGUACAAUCCGCACUUCCAUCCGACAGGCAGUGUCACGUGAGAGGCGAAUGGCGGCCUCCCUCAUUCGCCUCCACUUCCACGACUGCUUUGUUCAGGGUUGUGAUGCAUCAAUCUUACUCGACGACACAUCUACUAUUCAAAGUGAGAAGUCUGCGGGCCCGAAUGCGAAUUCCGCCAGAGGCUUCGAAGUGAUUGAGGCCGCGAAGCGUGAGGUCGAGCGUAUAUGCCCCGGAGUCGUUUCUUGCGCUGAUAUACUCACAUUAGCAGCACGUGACGCCUCGGUUGCUGUUGGUGGUCCAUCAUGGACAGUCAGGCUUGGGAGAAGAGACUCUACCACUGCCAAUCGUGCUCAAGCAAACAGCGAUCUUCCCGGUCCUUUCUCCACUCUCGAUGGCCUUAUUUCUUCCUUCACCAAUAAGGGACUGAUCGCACGCGAAAUGGUCGCGCUAUCAGGAGCCCACACGCUAGGUCAAGCCCAGUGCUUCCUGUUCCGUGCUAGGAUAUACAGCAACGGGACCGACAUAGAUCCUGGCUUUGCUAGCACGCGAAGGCGGCAGUGUCCGCAAACCGGAGGCGACAGCAACUUGGCACCCCUUGAUUUGGUGACACCCAAUUCCUUUGACAACAACUACUUCAAGAAUUUGCAACAGAGGAAAGGUCUUCUCCAGUCGGACCAAGUGCUGUUCAGUGGAGGAUCGACGGACAGUAUUGUGUCUGAGUACAUUCGAAGCCCACAAACUUUUGCGAGGGAUUUUGCAAAUGCAAUGAUCAAAAUGGGGGAGAUUCAGCCCCUUACUGGGCAGAGUGGGAUCAUAAGGAGAGUCUGUAACGCCAUCAACUAGACACAUAUCCAUGAGGCAAUUCCGGUUUCAUUGAUGCAGUAAUAAUUCAGUUUAAUUUAUGUGCAAAUUAUGGUUGUGAUGUUGUUUCAGUAAUUGUACGUAAAUCCACUUUAACUCAUGCGAUAAUUCUGUGUAUUGUUGUUUGAUCAUCGCCAUUCGGUGAUGCUGUGAAAUAAUGCAUAAGCAUCAGUUGGUACUGUUGUGUUAUAA
This is a messenger RNA of Sesamum indicum (sesame), 1267 nucleotides long. Its product is annotated as lignin-forming anionic peroxidase. Gene Ontology annotation, biological process: hydrogen peroxide catabolic process; response to oxidative stress. Gene Ontology annotation, molecular function: peroxidase activity; heme binding. Lineage: Eukaryota; Viridiplantae; Streptophyta; Magnoliopsida; Lamiales; Pedaliaceae. The record is from RefSeq and is a predicted model, not a curated record.